AUGUCGACACCCUCCUCAUCCUCCUCUACAGCCUCAUUUGGCAUGACGACCUAUCAACUCUCCUUCGCCGGCUACACAACCGCGGCUGUGGAUGAAACUCCAAAACAGCUGGAUGAUAUUCAAGCCCGGGAGAGCAACCCGUCUGCCAGUAAGAUAUUUGUCAGUGCCAUCAGUGAGACAUCGGUUACUGUCAGUGGUCCCCCAUCUCGACUCAAGGUUCUCUUUCGCAAUUAUGCUUCGUUCAGAGAUUGCAAGUUCGCGCAGUUGCCGGUCUAUAGACAACUGUGCCAUGCGGCUCAUAUUUAUACCCGUGAAGACGCACAAGGUGCCAUUCCAUCCCCUUUCCUCGCUCCCUGGUUCAGGCCGAUCGUGCCCAUGGUGUCGACCAGUUCUGGCCUACCAUUUGUUGCGUCGACUGCUGUAGAUCUAUUCAAGCAGGUAAUCUUCGAAGUCAUGACCAAGCAAAUCGUUUGGGACAAUGUCAUUCGCGGUGUGGCAGAGGAGGUGGUCGAGAGUGGUGGCCAAGGGUGGUGCUCGCGAUGUGAACAUAAAGGUGUUUCGCCAUUCUCUUCCUGCUCAGCAGCUCAUGGGUCACUUCUGAUAUACGAGAACUACCCACCUGGAAACACCAUGCAGUCAAAGAUUGCCAUCGUCGGCAUGUCGUGUCGUAUGCCAGGUGGUGUCAUCGAUACGGAGAAGUUCUGGGAUCUUUUAGAGGCUGGGCUGGACGUUCAUCGGAAAAUCCCCGCUGAUCGGUUUGAUGUUGACUCUCAUCAUGACCCUUCCGGAAAGAGAAUGAACACCAGCUACACGGGUUAUGGAUGUUUCAUCGAUGAACCAGGACUAUUCGACGCGCCUUUCUUCAAUAUGUCGCCCCGUGAGGCUGAACAAACUGAUCCUAUGCAGCGAUUGGCUAUUGUCACCGCAUAUGAAGCUCUGGAGCGAGCAGGGCCAGUGAUGACUACCGUGAGGUCAACACUGGUUAAGAGAUCAGCACGUACUUUAUCCCUGGUGGAUGUCGUGCGUGCUCCCGGUCCUGGGCGGAUCAACUACUUUUUCAAAUUCGUUGGUCCCAGUUUCGACUGCGAUACGGCGUGCUCGUCUUCAUUGGCUACUAUCCAGGCAGCCAGUACUGCACUUUGGGCAGGCGACGUCGAUACAGUUGUAGCAGGAGGCCUCAAUGUGCUCACAAAUUCUGACCCCUUUACCGGUCUCUGUAACGGUCAUUUCCUCACUAAGACGCCCAACGCGUGCAAGACCUGGGAUUGCACGGCUGAUGGGUAUUGCCGUGCUGAUGGUGUCGGCUCGAUUGUGACGAAGAGGCUGGAUGAUGCGUUGGCAGAUAAUGAUAAUAUUCUAGGCGUCAUUUCAGCAGCGGCAACCAAUCACUCUGCCAAUGCUGUUUCUAUUACACACCCUCACGCUGGCCACCAGUCUGACCUGUAUAGACAGGUCAUGGCGCGCGCAGGCAUUGAUCCCCUGGAUGUCAGCUACGUCGAGUUUCAUGGUACUGGCACUCAAGCAGGCGAUGCCGAAGAAAUGGAGUCUAUCACAAAUGUAUUUGCCCCGAUAAAGGGAAAGAGGCGGACCUCGAAGCAGCCGCCCCAUAUUGGUGCUGUCAAGUCAAAUGUCGGCCAUGGAAAGGCUGCUGCCGGUGUGACCGCAUUGAUCAAGGUCUUACUCAUGUUGCAGAAAGGCAAAAUCCCUCGCCAUGUCGGCAUCAAAGCCGACAUCAACCCCGGCUUCCCCAAGGAUAUGGGUAAGCGUAACUUACACAUUCCAUUCGAGACCACGGGAUGGUCCCGUACACCGGACAAAAAGCGCAUUGCGGUGGUCAACAACUUUAGUGCUGCUGGUGGUGACACUACCCUUGUGCUAGAAGAGGGACCAAGUAAGAUAUCACUCAAGGGAAAUAUCCAGCGGUUGAUCGCCUACUUGAACAAGAAUGGCGAUAUGUCACCGGCCGAUCUUGCGUACUCCCUUACAGCUAGACGACACCACCACGUUCAUCGUGUGGCAAUUAACGCAGCAGAUGUGGACAGCCUCAAGCAUCAGCUUGUCUCCAAGCUGGAUGGAGUUGAUUCCAUGAAAUCCAUCCCUACAACAGGGGCACCACCGGUCGCCUUUGUAUUCACUGGUCAAGGCGCUGCCGACAAGUCGAUGAACCUGCAGCUGUACCAUCACUUGCCAUUCUCCCGGUCUCAGCUCGAAAUCCUCGACCGCCUGGGUCAACGGCAUGGCUUCCCAUCGUUCAUUCCCGCCAUUAACGGUAGCUUUCCGAAAGACCACGCCUGGUCGCCGGUCAUCACCCAAGUGGCCCAUACUAGCAUUGAAAUUGCAUUAGCUAAGUAUUGGGAAACACUUGGUAUCAAGCCUGAAGUCGUCGCUGGACAUAGUCUGGGCGAGUACGCGGCUUUUGUUAUUGCUGGUGUUCUCUCAGCUAGUGAUGCCAUUUUCGUUGUUGGUUCGCGUGCUCAGAUGCUCAAGUCGCUGUGUCCAGCUGGAACACACAAGAUGAGGCCAGUCAAAGCGUCAAGGGCAGAGGUCGAGGACGCUGUCAAGGAUCUUCCGUAUGAUCUUGCUUGUGUCAAUGGGCCUAAAGAGACCGUUCUCUCUGGAACAACGAAGCAGAUGGAGGCUGCGUCUGUUCCGCUCAAGGAGAAAGGAUACAGGGUUAUCUUCCUUGACGUUCCAUUUGCCUUCCACUCUGCCCAGACAGAUCCAAUUUUUGAUCUCUUCGAGGAGACGUCACGAAAAAGCGUCCUCUUCCGCGCGCCCACGCUGCCCAUUGUCUCUCCCCUCUUAGGCAAAGUUGUCUUCGACGAAAAGUCGCUGAAUGCCAAGUACCUGCGCCGCGCGACCCGCGGGAACGGUUGA
Molecule: messenger RNA, 2877 nt
Organism: Arthroderma uncinatum
Lineage: Eukaryota; Fungi; Ascomycota; Eurotiomycetes; Onygenales; Arthrodermataceae
Product: ketoacyl-synt-domain-containing protein
Exons: 5
Coding region: 1-2877 (958 amino acids)
Biological process (GO): fatty acid biosynthetic process; secondary metabolite biosynthetic process
Molecular function (GO): fatty acid synthase activity
Source: RefSeq, a predicted model, not a curated record